AUGCUUGGCGUUGGGAAUGAAGGAAUGUCUACACUACCCGGAUUGAAUCAAAUACAAUUUGAAGGGUUUUCUAGAUUCAUUGAUCGGGGCUUAACAGAAGAACUUUUAAAGUUUCCAAAAAUAGAAGAUACCGAUCAAGAAAUUGAAUUUCAGUUAUUUGUGGAAACAUAUCAAUUGGUAGAACCCGCGAUAAAAGAAAAAGAUGCUGUAUAUGAAUCACUUACAUAUUCCUCUGAAUUAUAUAUAUCCGCGGGAUUAAUUUGGAAAAACAGUAGGGAUAUCCAAGAACAAAUUAUUUUUAUUGGAAACAUUCCCCUAAUGAAUUCCCUGGGAACUUCUAUAGUAAAUGGAAUAUACAGAAUAGUAAUCAAUCAAAUAUUACAAAGCCCUGGUAUCUAUUAUCGGUCAGAAUUGGACCAUAACGGAAUUUCGGUAUAUACUGCCACAAUAAUAUCAGAUUGGGGAGGGAGAUUAGAGUUAGAGAUUGAUAGAAAAGCAAGGAUAUGGGCUCGUGUAAGUAGAAAACAGAAAAUAUCUAUUCUAGUUCUAUCAUCAGCUAUGGGUUCGAAUUUAAGCGAAAUUCUUGAGAACGUUUGCUACCCUGAAAUUUUCUUGUCUUUUCUCAAUGAAAAGGAGGAAAAAAAAAUAGGGUCAAAAGAAAAUGCCAUUUUGGAGUUUUAUCGACAAUUUGCUUGUGUAGGGGGAGAUCCCAUAUUUCCUGAAUCUUUAUGUACGGAAUUACAAAAAAAAUUUUUUCAACAAAGGUGUGAAUUAGGAGGGAUUGGUCGACGCAAUAUGAACCGAAGGCUGAAUCUUGAUAUACCUCAAAACAAUACAUUUUUGUUACCGCGAGAUAUAUUGACAGCUGCCGAUCAUUUGAUUGGAAUGAAAUUUGGAAUGGGUACACUUGAUGAUAUGAAUCAUUUGAAAAAUAAACGUAUUCGUUCCGUAGCAGAUCUCUUACAAGAUCAAUUUGGAUUGGCUCUCGUUCGUUUAGAAAAUAUAAUUAGAGGAACUAUAAGUGGAGCACUUAGAUAUAAAUUGAUACCGACUCCUCAGAAUUUGGUGACUUCAACUCCAUUAACAACCACUUAUGAAUCUUUUUUUGGAUUACACCCAUUAUCUCAAGUUUUGGAUCGAACCAAUCCAUUGACGCAAAUAGUUCAUGGAAGAAAGUUGAGUUAUUUGGGUCCUGGAGGAUUGACGGGGCGAACUGCUAGUUUUCGGAUACGAGAUAUUCAUCCUAGUCACUAUGGACGCAUUUGCCCAAUUGACACCUCUGAAGGAAUCAAUGUAGGACUUAUUGGAUCUUUGGCAAUUCACGCAAGGAUUGGUCAUUGGGGAUCUAUAGAAAGUCCAUUUUAUGAAAUUUCUGACAGAUCAAAAAGAAUACAAAUGCUUUAUUUAUCACCAAGUAGAGAUGAAUACUAUAUGGUAGCGACGGGGAAUUUUUUAGCACUGAAUCGAGGUAUUCAGGAGGAACAGAUUGUUCCAGCUCGAUACCGUCAAGAAUUUCUUACUAUUGCAUGGGAACAAGUUCAUCUUCGAAGUAUUUUUCCCUUUCAAUAUUUUUCUAUUGGAGCUUCCCUCAUUCCUUUUAUCGAGCAUAAUGAUGCGAAUCGCGCUUUAAUGAGUUCGAAUAUGCAACGUCAAGCAGUUCCUCUUUCUCGGUCCGAAAAGUGCAUUGUUGGAACUGGAUUAGAACGCCAAGUCGCGUUAGAUUCAGGAGUUCCCGCUAUAGCCGAACACGAGGGAAAGAUCAUUUAUAACGAUACUGACAAGAUCAUUUUAUAUGGAAAUGGGAAUGCUCUAAGCAUUCCAUUAAUUAUAUAUCAACGUUCCAACAAAAAUACUUGCAUGCAUCAAAAAUCCCAGGUUCAGAAAGGUAAAUGCGUAAAAAAGGGACAAAUUUUAGCCGACGGUGCUGCUACAGUUGGCGGUGAACUCGCUUUGGGAAAAAACGUAUUAGUAGCUUAUAUGCCGUGGGAAGGUUACAAUUCUGAAGAUGCUGUACUCAUUAGUGAGCGUCUGGUCUAUGAAGAUAUUUAUACUUCUUUUCACAUAAGGAAAUAUGAAAUUCAGACUCAUGUCACAAGCCACGGUCCUGAAAGAAUCACUAAUAAAAUUCCACAUCUAGAAGCCCAUUUACUCCGAAAUUUAGACAAAAAUGGAAUAGUGAUCCUGGGAUCUUGGGUAGAAACGGGAGAUAUUUUAGUGGGUAAAUUAACGCCUCAAAUGGCGAAAGAAUCCUCAUAUGCCCCGGAAGAUAGAUUAUUACGAGCUAUACUUGGGAUUCAGGUAUCCCCCUCAAAGGAAACUUGUCUAAAACUACCUGUAGGUGGUAGGGGCCGAGUUAUUGAUGUCAGAUGGAUCCACAAAAAAGCAGGUUCUAGCUAUAAUCCAGAAACGAUUCAUAUAUAUAUUUCACAGAAACGUGAAAUCAAAGUAGGUGAUAAAGUGGCCGGGAGACACGGAAAUAAAGGUAUCGUUUCAAAGAUUUUGUCGAGACAAGAUAUGCCUUAUUUGCAAGAUGGAAGACCCGUUGAUAUGGUCUUUAAUCCAUUAGGGGUACCCUCACGAAUGAAUGUAGGACAGAUAUUUGAAUGUUCACUCGGGUUAGCUGGGAGUAUGCUAAAUAGACAUUAUCGAAUAGCACCUUUUGACGAGAGAUAUGAACAAGAGGCUUCGCGAAAACUAGUGUUUUCUGAAUUAUAUGAGGCCAGUAAACAAACAUCGAAUCCAUGGAUAUUUGAACCCGAGUAUCCGGGAAAAAGCGGAAUAUUUGAUGGAAGAACAGGGAAUCGUUUUGAACAAGCUGUUAUAAUAGGAAAGCCUUAUAUCUUGAAAUUAAUUCAUCAAGUUGAUGAUAAAAUACAUGGACGUUCCAGUGGACAUUAUGCACUUGUUACACAACAACCCCUUAAAGGAAGGGCCAAACAAGGAGGACAACGGGUAGGCGAAAUGGAGGUUUGGGCUCUCGAGGGAUUCGGUGUUGCUCAUAUUUUACAAGAGAUGCUGACUUAUAAAUCUGAUCAUAUUAAAGCUCGUCAAGAAGUACUCGGGACUACGAUCAUUGGAGGAACAAUACCUAAACCCGUGGAUGCUCCAGAAUCUUUUCGAUUGCUCGUUCGAGAACUACGAUCUUUGGCUCUGGAACUGAAUCAUUUCCUUGUAUCUGAGAAAGACUUCCAGAUUCAAAGGAAGGAAGUUUAA
This is a messenger RNA of Cicer arietinum (chickpea), 3213 nucleotides long. The record is from the annotation of a RefSeq genome assembly. Lineage: Eukaryota; Viridiplantae; Streptophyta; Magnoliopsida; Fabales; Fabaceae.